AUGGACGCACCUUCCAAUCACCCUCAGCGAGGUGACGACAGCUCGCAGAGUGAAAUCCCCCCCCAGCACUCUUUCGAUACUCAAAAUGAAGUUAUGAUCGCCUCGAAGCCUCCAGCCUCGCAUACUUCGCAACUGUUGAAUGUACCUCCCCGGAGCAGCUUACCCGGCAAGAAGCAAUAUAAGAAUGCGAAAGUGGCCAUCCCGCGGCAGAGAACGAGUGUCGUUCCUGGUUACAGUCGACGUGUGCCUCUUGCCUGCGAAUCCUGUCGGGGGCGGAAGACUAAGUGUAGUGGCGACACGCCGGUUUGCAGACAGUGCAAAGAAUUGAGGGUGACUUGUAAGUAUCCGGCAUCAUGGAGGGAACGAACCAAAGGGCAAUUGGACAGUCUCUCGACAAAGGCCGAAGCGUAUGAGAAGCUCUUGAGAGACAUUGGGAAUAUUGUCGAUGGCAGGACUGCAGAACAAAUUAGAGUCACUCUGGAUAAGGUCUGUGCGCUUUGCCAUUAUUCUGGUUCGGGUGGCGAGCGGGCUUCUACUGGCUCGCAAUCCAGCUCAGCUACGCCGCAGGAUAAAGACAGCUACCUUGAAGAAAUGAGCUCCUCCUCUUCUAUUGGAUCCCUAGACGCCAUCGACCGCGUGGAAGAGGAUGUAAAUCGAACUCCGAAUUCUCGAGCUACAGGUUACAUGGGGAAGAAUUCAGAGGUUACCUGGAUGCAGAGAUUGCGAAUGGAGACAGAACAACGCCUCCGGAAAGAACCAGGGCCCUAUGAAGCUGAGCCCGAGGGAGAAUUCGCCCUACACUCGAUGAACUAUCAUUUGGACGAUCUAGAUGUCUCGGUUCCUGGCCCUGUGCAGGUGUAUUGGAUCCCUCCUCGCCCUUUGGCAGACAAGUUAUUUGAAGACUACUUGGAAACGGUGCACCCGUUUUAUCCUAUCAUCAGCCGUACACUGUUCCGCGCCCAAUACAGAACCUUCUUUGACAGUACUGCUCGGCCUGGCGAUAAAUGGCUGGCCAUCCUUAACUUGAUAUUCGCGAUCUCCGCCAAACAUGCUCAUUUAACGCAGGCACCGUGGCGUGGCGAUGACAACGAUCAUUUAGUCCAUCCCGAUCUUCAGCAAGUGCAGGUCGAGGGCUUGGUUGCUUUUUAUCUUAUGGCAUCAGACCAAAUCAACCGAGCUUGGAAGAUCACCGCGUUGGCUGUUCGUUCGGCAAUCUCACUCGGGUUGAAUAUGAAGAACACAAGCGAAAGCACGCCUGGUAUCUCAAAGGAGGCGCGAUAUAGGGUCUGGUGGUGUGUCUAUACUUUUGAACAUAUGCUUGGGAUCAUGACGGGCAGAGUUUCUUGCAUCACGGAUGGGAUAUGUACAACACCGUUGCCUCUACCGUUCGAGGAAGACCAACUCCGAGAGCCAGCUGCGGCUAAGCUUCUCAACGAUCAAGACCUUCGCCAGGAGCUGGUGGAAUCGGCUUUGGCAAGCACCCUCGUUCGCCACAUGCCCUCAAAUCCCACGGGAGGUAAGGAGGCUCGACAUACAGACAAACUGCGUGACGCUGCUUGGCUGAAGAGUCAACCCGCCAGUAAGACGCUUAUAUUUCUGUAUUAUGUGGACCUGGCAGUUGUCGCUCAGGAAAUCGUCAACCGGGUGUAUUCGCUGGACUGUGCCAUGGUACCUUGGAGGCACAUCGAGAACCGCAUUGGGGAGCUUCGAUCCCGAAUUGACAUAUGGUACACCAACCUUCCGGAGGCUUUGGACUUCACCCGGCGGGACGACCAAGGUACGGAUAUGCUUCGUGGAAAGCUUUUCUUGGCGUUCCACUACUACAGUGCUCGAAUCACCUUGGGGCGUCCGUGCCUGUGUCGCCGCGAUGCUCGGCACACUAGCCCUCAGCAAAAACCCUCUUUUAGCCAUGAAAUGGCAGAGAUAACUCUAAAUUCUGCACGGCAGAUGCUGGACUUGAUUCCAGACGAACCUAACGCUGUCCAACUCUACCAUGUUUGUCCUUGGUGGUGCGUUCUGCACUAUCUCAUGCAGACGGCUACAGUUCUCCUGCUCGAGUUGUCGUUCGGUUGCAUUCAUAUGCCAGCCGAAGAGAGAGGUAUUUUUGAAGCGUCAAAAAAAGCCAUACGCUGGCUUUUUGCCAUGUCCGAAUGUAGUCUCCCAGCACGGCGUGCAUGGGAACUGUGUGACAGUAACCUUCGACGAAUCGCCAUCGGCAUGGAUUAUGACUUAAGUGACCUUCCAGCCCUAAAUUUUAACCCAACCUCGCACGUCCAUAUGGCCUCAAAUACUGGUGGUAAUGCUGGUAUGGGUGUAUCUGUCAGCCAGACAGCGCCGCCUAUGCCUAUUUUCUACGACACAGUUGGAGGCCCAAACCAACAUCCGGUUCAGACUCAAUACCAUUAUGACCAGAACCAACAAGCGUACUCUGGAGUGCCAGCACUUGAUCCGAUUUCGACGACCCUUGCACUUUCUGCUUCUGGAACUGAUGCCUUUUUCCCUUACGACCCCAUCAGUGGGGAGUUUAUUCGCUCCUUCUUCCCCAUUCCCAAUGAAGAGGAGCCAUGGGAACAAAAUUAA
Aspergillus oryzae RIB40 is the source of this 2580-nucleotide messenger RNA. Its product is annotated as Zn(II)2Cys6 transcription factor. The record is from RefSeq and is a predicted model, not a curated record. The coding region runs from base 1 to 2580 and encodes 859 amino acids. The transcript has 5 exons. Gene Ontology annotation, biological process: regulation of DNA-templated transcription; DNA-templated transcription. Lineage: Eukaryota; Fungi; Ascomycota; Eurotiomycetes; Eurotiales; Aspergillaceae. Gene Ontology annotation, molecular function: DNA binding; DNA-binding transcription factor activity, RNA polymerase II-specific; zinc ion binding.